AUGGCCGAGGGAAAGGGCCAGAAGAAGGGCAAAUCCCCGAAGCCUGGAGCCAAGGUGAAGCAAAAAAUUAUUUCACAUUACUCAUCUUAUUCUAGCCAGAAUCGCCACUAGUAAAGCUACUAAGGGCCUGCCUGAAGGAAUAUGACGCCAAGUGCAUUCAGUUUGAAUGCUCCCCAUGUACGACCAUUCGUGACGCUUUUCGAUCUGGAAUCGACGAAGAGAAGCCCAUAUUGAGUGUAUGUUGGUGGACUCUAGCAUCUUAACUUUAUUAUCUGGAAUGUUCUGUACAGUUUGUGAUGGAUCCCAAGGACCGCCGGAAAGUUGAAUACUGGAAUGACAAAAAAUUUACAAAGUACUUUGAGGAGGGCGGCGAAGAGGGUCUCGCCUCAAAAAAGAAAAAGAAGAAAAAGAAAGCUUCGAAACCUGAAAAGCCACUAGUCAGGCUCCUACCCUUCAUUGACACCCUUCGAAAUCAUCGUUAUUGCCAAAUCAAAGAGUUAUUUGUGUGGGAUGUUUACGUAGACCAUAGCGACAUGAUGUGUCUGGUAAUCUCGCAUGCCAGUGAAACAAGUGAGACUCUUUCAGGCAAGUAUGCUUCUCAAGGGUUGCUAUGACCUUGAGCUGAUUGAACUGGUGGACUGUUUUAUCAAUCAGAAGGCGCUGGAUGUAUUUGCCCCAAGUGUCAACCAUACGCGGACUCUGUCAGACUUGAUUUUGGACUUUAAUGAGUAGACAGUAUUAAAAAGCAGAUUACACGCCUUUUCAGGUUUGGUGACAGUGGCUGUAACGUGUUGUGUGAAGGCCUGGCUAACUGCCACUGGCUUAUUCGCCUUAGCCUUUGUUUCUGUGAUUUGCACAAACAGAGCGGAAUAUGGCUGGGAAAUUUGAUUGCUGAGACCUCGAUCAGGUGAGUCAGAGAAGCUUUUCACCGAAAAUAACAAAAUACUUUGGGCAGUACUACAGACAUGCAUCUCCGAACAGAGCUUAGUUUUGGAAUUGAAAGCGGUUGUUUGAAGGCACAGGAAAACUCAACUGCAAUGAAAGUUGCAUAAUUUGCAACCGCAAUCUGUCCAAACGCACGUACUGCAUACUAACUAACUUCUGCUUGACUCCCCAAAGUAGCCGCAAUGGCUUCUUUUCCACCAAAUUUGUAUCCUUUUUCCGUCAUAACAACCCCUUUUGAUAGUGCUCCCAUUCGGGCUGAUUGGCCUCAUUAUAUCGAUGUAUUCACUUAAGUAGAUUUUGGACUUUUUGAAAAUUUAGACCGUUGUUAUUUUUGAGGUUGCGGUAAUCACUGAGUAUUGCGGGUAAGGAUAAACAUCUUUCAAAACCAUCCGACAAAAGACUACGUCCGAUAUCAAGUAACUACUUGAAUAGUUUGGGUUCGUUUCAUUGAUUUUCCGUGCCGCCUUUCUAGUUUUUCACUUUUUCCUGCUGUAAGAGACUUGACUUAAUGAUUGUGAUGGUUAAGGUACGACUACUGCCUUAGCUACCGCUCUCUUAUCUCUCCUGCCGGGCCGCUUAAACACAAGGUCCGGUCAUGCAACUGGACUCUGGUUUUGCUCUCCCAGAGCUGUAUACGCAGUCAACUACCAGGACAGACACGCUCUUCUGGGCCCAAGUUGACGCUGUCAGCACAUGCCCUGGCGGCGACUGUUGAUCACUAUCACGGUUGGGUGACUUUUACAGAAUAAUUCACUCAUUUUGGUGUCCACGUCUUUCCUCCCAACAUGAGACUCGAGUUGCUGAUUGCGGUGAUUAUGGUGAAUAUAGUGACGCAAUAUAGGGCAAUGGAGUAGAAUUAGACGUUAACUUGUGAUUUUGAAAUUGAGGGUUCGUGUCACAAGUUUAUAGAGCCUUACGUACUGUUUGACAAAUGUCUACGACGGUUCCUUUGUCACCUGUUGGGAUUUAUAGCAUCGUAGGGGGGAGCGUUACGGUUGACAUUAUGAUAGACCAACGGCUGGGGUUGGCGUUAACUGUAGCCCAGGGGUUUGGGCUAGGAUUAAGCGACCAAGGAUGAGGUUGUCGAGAAUAUCAAGGUUAUGAUUGCGGUUUUGCUGGAAGCGAAUCUAGCCCUAGCCAUAUCCCAAGCGAAUGGCAUUUAUCUCCUAAUCCUGCCGCCAAUGAUAAUGACUCACUCUUAACCAUAACCUUAGUCUUAAAUUUUAACCUUAUUUCUAAUCAUGACAAUCAAGUCAGUUUUUGUCCGUAAAUCUUACUGCAACUACAACCUUAACCCCAAAGCUAUCCGCAAUCUUAGCCCUAGCCUAUAUAUCAACCCAGCUCCGAUCCUAACCAUAGGCUCAACCCUAAUCCCUGAUAGUAGGUCUAGCAUAAAGCUAUCUUUUACGCGAGACUCGCAGGAAGUUUGGAGGAAAAGCCUAGUUGGAAUAAAGUGUGAGCAAGUUGCCAGAAGGCACGCAAAGCGGCUUCUUACUGGGCACGUUAAACGGACGGAGACAUCUUAAAGUAUACCUUUGGUUCGAAUUUUUGAUAAAAAAAUAACAGCGAUGUACUUAUCUUUGUCUAACCGCUUCCGAGUUUGACUACGCUCCUUCUAAAUGACCAAUAAAUUCAUACACGAUGGAAAACACUGACGCGUAUAUUUUAAUAACCCACACAGGCAGACUUUUCUCAAGCUUGUUUCCUUAUUCCCUUUAUUUGAUACGGGGGUCCAUUCCAAUUUACCGGAUGUACUUUUCUUGCAGAUCCUUAGUCUAGCAUUUCAGAUUUCGGAAAACCACUGGUGAUUUCACAAGUGGUUUGGAUGCGCGAUUACGACGAUCAUAGUCCUUCCUCCAUCAAUUCUGCAACGACUUUUCGGAAACAUACUUAUUACACUCGACGCCGCGGAUAGAACCACCCUUCCUAUCGUCUACUUCUUAGCAAUGCAUAAGUUAGCUUGAAUGAGCUCCUUCUUGUUCAUACUGGUCAGUGGACUGUGAUCACCAGGGUAAUCCAUUCUUUUUUCUUCCGAUGACAGGGAGUUAUUCCUCGAUGGAAACCACCUCGAGGCAGAGGGUGCGAUCGCCCUCUUAACGCAGAUCUCAGAGGCCGCAGUCAAUGAGGGCAUUGAGAGAGAACGAGCGGCACAACUUAAACUCGAGCAAGCGGAGGCAGCAAAGAACGGUAAGACUGAACCGCCCUUGCGAAUGAAAACCUCGGACGUUUUGUGGAUUGUACGAUUCUUUACUAAUUUGGUGCGCUAGCCUUUGACGAAUACCCGUUGUCUAGUAUGAUCAGGCUUCAGGUUCUCCCCUACUCGCUCACCCGCACGCGUCAGGGUUUGCACGAUCUUUAUGUCCAGUCACCGUAACCAUUAUUGUGGCUCUCGUGUACAUCAGGAUAUGCGAACCAGAGAGGCUGGCUGUUCAGCCAGCGGCCGGGCCUAUGUGUUAAUUCCUGUAUGCGUUUGCUACCAGUUGCUUGUGUACUUUGAUAAAAAAAAACUAUCCACUCGAAUUUGUUUUAUUAGAUGACGGCUUCGAAGAGCCCAGUUGUCAUAAACCGUAUACAUCUCUAAAGCCAUCACGAACUCAUUUUUGCAGCCCAAUAGGGUCCUUCAAAUGUAUGCAUGAGGUGCGGGUUUUUGUACUUGGCGCACGAGGUCUCAAUUUAGUGAUAUUCGAACCAGCGGGGGCCAUGCUGAAGUUAGACACACAUCUUGGAUUUGAGGGAAACUUAAAUAGGGUCUCAACGAAAAGAAAUUACAUGAUAUUUACAUCAAACCGUUCCGCAGCCACAAGGAAGAGGUACGACCUGGAUGGCGGAGGAGAGGCUACAACUCCAUCAUCUGCUCCCGACAACGGACAGCCAACUCCAAAUGCACAAGUUACGGCAGCUGAGAACCAAUCAGCUUUUGUCUUGGGCAGUGAAAGUGAAUUCGGCACCAACACGAAUGCCAAAAAGGGUAAGGACGACGACUCUGCCUUCCUAACCUCGUCGGGUUUUGAUACUGAUGAUUCAAGUUCGCGUAAGCCAAGAACGGCGUCAAGAAAGAAGUCCAAAGGUAAGUCGAAGACCGUCUGGUUUGAACUUCUAUGUGGACUUAUUGACAUCCGAGUGUAUUACAAAAAUUGUCCUACUUAGUAGGCGACCAUCUCGUUCCUCCAUAUAAAACUGUCUUCUACUAGCCUCAAAGUGUAGUAAACGCACAACUUGAACCAAGCCCGUUAAUACUUACUUAUCCCAGUCUGAAUGUUAUUCGGCCACUCUUCAGCCGUCAGGCUGAAGAGUGGCCGAACAAAUUCUGUUAGCACCGCGCUGCCCCAUGGCCGGCCAGUUAAGCCAACCCACAGCCCGACUCUACAGUGAACGAAAUGGAAAAAAAGGAAGUGUGAUCGUGGGAACAACACUUAUGUUCGCCCGCCGUUCCGGAUUCCCACAGUGGGCAUCCGGAGCGUUAGGCGACUAAACGUUCCUGUUCCAGCGAUCGCUGUGUGGCGUCUAAAGUAGUGAGUGAACACAGCGUCGCAAUAAUCACGAACCAGUCCCGCCUUGUGAGAGAAGGGGAAAGACCAUUAGAAAUAAUGUAUUCUGUACUGAGGCUCAGUGGUCGUCAGAGGUCCCGACGCGCGCGCGCCUGUUCGUUAGGGUAGUGUGGCCGUGAGUGAAUGAACGUCACAUGAGAGUCAGUCAGUGUCAGCUUGGUCAGUCGAUUGAGUGACGGUGGAGUUUGCGGGUGCCUGUAGUUGGGCGAUCAUCGGGCCUGAAUUUGCUCAUGUUAUGGUGCUCAGGAGCCGUGAUCGCAUGAUUCCUAGCGCGAGAUGGGUGCCAGAGGUGGAAGGCAUACUUUCGCACGAGGCGCUCCAGCAUCUUCAUCUUCCCAGCUGUUUCCCCCAAUGUUGGCAUUCGUUAUAGGUAUGCAUUCCUAAUAACGCCUGCCGGACUCCGAUCUAGCCUAUGUGUUGGUCCAGCGCAUAUACCGCGCGGCCCGUUUUAGGGGCACACACACACACAUCCUGGGUAAGGAUCGGGUGAAGGGCCCCAAACACACACACACACACACACGACCAACCAAAGGUGCCUCUCUUACGGCCGAAGGACCCCGAGCACCUGUGACACACUAAGAAUAUCUGCUAUACUUAUUUAAGUGGGUUUUAGUCCGACACGACUAUUUCGAUUUGAUGUUUCACCGUAGAAGGUUGGGUUAUCUGCUGUAGACAGUCUGGUGCAUUAUCUACAAAUGACCUCAGUUCAGAGAGUUGAGAAGCGAUCGUUGUAGACACUUCAUGUUUGUUUUGUCUAACUGUCCUGCUUAAUUUCGGUUGCUUUAUGUCUAUGCAUUAAAACUUUUGCGCUUCGCACUCUGACCUACCGACACUUGUCCUGCUGCUCUGCUAAGGGAUCCCUUACUUCCCAUAACUUGCCUUGUAUGCAGAAUACGCCUUUUCUCAAUCAUCAUCUCCAACAUGCAAUCAUUUCACAAGUCACUGCUUUAUUGAGUGAGGCUGUGCUUAGUUAAACAGCCUUAGGAUAAGGACGCAGAGGAGCGUCUGAAGGAUUUUCAAAAGUUGGAGAUUUCUCAGAAGUCCAAGAAACCAAAUCCAUCCAGGGUAUGGACCACUGAGCGCCAAAAUAAUAUCUAAGGGCUCGCUACGAAUAGGGAAAGUGUUGUCCAAAUAACUUGUAUUAUCCCCGAAGAGGUCAGAAAUUCAGCAGUUAGAAUUAAUGUUCUCCUAUUUCUUAUAUGGAUGAUUAAACGGAAAAGUGGAUCUAGCUUUGCGAUGGAAGAAAAUGGAAGUUCCCGGUCCCUUAUCUAUUGAAAUGGUCAGAGAAAUUACACUUAAUUGGGGUAUCUCUGAAGAGAACUUCAAAGUCACCAAAGCCGCAGAGGUUUAAAACCAUGAAGUUAUUUAGGGAAGGAAGUGAGCUUCGAAAAUUGAACCUGAUUAUAAGUGACAUUGCAGAAGUUAUAUGAAAUCAUCUCUGCAUAAGCAAAUGGAACGUCUAAAAUACAGAAGAGACCUAUGUGUUCUAUAGAAUUAUGCCCCAUUAUGUUCUAGUAUGGCCGGACGAAGACAUACAGAAUACCUGCAGUAAGACGGAAGUUAGUAAUUCGAGUGACAUUAUUUGUCCGUGAUAUGCCAUGGACUCCUCGAGAAUGCCCCCAGGAUGCUUAGAAGAUCAGCUGAGAUGACUUCUGUAGGAGAAAAAUUGUGUCCAGUGGUCCAUAUUCAACUGAAACGUGUAUGCAUGCACAUGCGAUACCGUGCAAAAUGGUUUAAAGAAAUAUCGAGAUGUCAAAGUACGCGGGGACCUGCGCGUCAUGUGUUGCUUUCGAUUGACGGCGUCCCUGGAUAUUCUAGUGGCAGAUUAGAAAAGAUGGAGAUUGGACACGUUAUUUCUCCGUUAUUAUACACGGGAGAUGGUCUGCUGAUUGAAGUGUCAUCGUCGUUGCAAAUAGGCUCCGCGAGGGUCCAUACUCAAAGGACGUAUUUUUCACCUUCCGACCUCCCAAAUAAAAAAAGAGCGAUAAAAAUGGGUAAAACGUUUAGAUGGGACAUUGCUGUGGUAAAGUUUGAAAAUAUAGCUAAUCUCCACGGCGCGGUGUGGCAUUGCAGAGGGUGCUAUAAUUUAGACUUUUUCCAGAAGCUGAACAUUCCGGGAAUAGCCGAAGGGGAGAAAUUAGAGAUGGACACUUCAUCUUUUGUGUAAAAUUUUCGGGGAAUGGCUGGUGAAGAUGUUGGGGAAUUCGGUAAAAUCGAUGGUGAAAAUUCAGAAAAAAACGUAAUCGAGUCACUCUAGAAGAUACAAUCAGCGUACUGUAUCAGAUUUUGCGGAUCCAGACGUUGCCGUAGGUUAGGCAGAUAAACUUGACCCAAAUGUAAUUAAACCCGCGUCAUCCUAUGGGGCCUAGCAGCUCAGGAGGCUAGAGCGUUAGCUGUACUAAAGCCUUCCCCUUGCUGUCAUGGGUUUGAAUCCCACCGAGACACCGAUUUUUUUCUCAAUAGGGUCAAAAUAAAUUAUUUGAAGUCUGCCAUAACACAUAUGAGAUACAGAUUGUAUCACUGAGGGAGUUUUUAGGGCUUCUGAUGAUUCUGACGAGAAUGUCGACAAGAGAUCUUUGCUUUUGUGCGAUUCAACGACCUGCGUCUUACUGAUAGCUCGACUUGCAGCCCGAUAGUCUCUUGCUUUUAUUUCAAUCUGAAGACAUAUACGAGCCAUGAGAAUGGUACAACACUACUCUUCCACUCCAGUAACAGUCAUGAGCUCGACAGACAUGGUCCUUUGCAAAAACCGUCCGAAAAUGAAACAGCACAUGUCGCGGGUCUUUUAGAAGCGUUCUUCACGAACAUUAUUCCUCAUCCGAAUCAAUUGAGUCACUGCUGAAAAAGCACAGGUAGAAGGAGGAGGAAUAGACCUAAUAGGGUGAUUUAAGUGACUGAACGGCGAACAGACGUUGCAGCUUGUUGCAUGGCCUUGAAAGGAAGGAUUAUGGACUUGCCAAUGGAGCUGCACAAGUAAAAGUUCACAGCCACUCUCUGCAAAGCUCUGAGCUGUCUUGUUCUUUGAGCUCUCUUCCGCGCCCCCACCCUCCACUCCUGCAGCUUUACGCCUUUAUAAAUUAUCUUGGGAAUUUUACAAGUCCUUUCAUUCCUACAAGGUAAUUGACAUAAUCGAGCUCAUUUCCUCGUUUGGAAUCCGAGGCAACGAAGUCAAACUCACCUUUUCUUUCCUAUUGUAGGCGUUUGAACUUCCGUCACCAGAAAUGAUGUUUUGUUUUUGCUAUUAUACGGCGUUGCAAAAUUUCAUUUUCGUUUCUGUUCUAAAUUUCUUUGUUUCACAUGCCAUCCAAAUGCUUUCCAAUCUUGAUUGCGGUCUUUACUACGAUAAUGCUUUAAAACUUCCCUUCUUCGGGACUAAAUUUACUUUGUUCGUUGUUUUGGUGGACAAACAGAUUUUACCUGCCGCACCAGUUUACUAUUAAUUGCUAAGAAACUCCGAAGGGUUGCAAACGGCGUGGACAUCUUCCCAAAUUUAUCCUUUAGUCCAGCUGGCAGCUUUUACGAAUUUUCUGCAGAGGCUUUCGUGAGCAUGUGAUAAGCCGCACUUUCGUAUGUGACCAUGUAUCGUUUGGACUUGCCAUUCAGACAUCUUCCUAUACUAGUUGCGCGAGAGUGAGGAAUUACGGGACAGGAUGGACCGGUUUACCUUGAGGCUACCGCGUCAGAUUAAAAUGUUACAUGUGUGUCGUUAGAUUAGAAAGAGUUGACGACUGUCAGUAACCAGGAUAGGGUUGUUCCAGCCUGCCCGUCUCUGCGGCUAUGUUCAUUUCUCGUGACGAGCGGCUUGUUAACUCGAUUAUAUCUUUCUACUAACACGUUCGCAGUAGCAACAUAUAUUUGAUUUGUUUAUUUUAUGAUUGUGGGGUAGGCACGGGCGAUAAAAAAGGCAGCAAAAAGAAAAGGAAGAUGCCUCCUUCUGGUCCGCAGAUAAGCCAUUUGCAUCUUGCCGAGAAUGGUAUCAACCACAUGGGUCGUGGAGGCAACUUUGCUCCAGUUCGUUGCAUGCAGCUCAUCAAAGAGUAAGCACUUUUAAGUUUUUUUCGACACUACCAAUAUAACUAAACAGAAACUAAGAACUUACAUUUUUUAUUUUUAAAUUGCGCCAGUCGUAGAUGUUGUGUAAAGUUAUUUAUAGUACAGUCGAAAAAACAUGACGUUAGCUAUGCUGUAAAUUAAAAAGUAAUAAGAACUAGGUUGCAGUUUACAGUGACAAAUAUGAUGAGUUAGAAACUGAAUGAUAAAAGCGGCUCACCAUGACCUUUCUGAACACAGUUUCUGACUUUGUGUACAGCUUACUUGUGUGGCACAUGUACUAUACUCUCUCAGUUCUCCUCAAAGGGCAGUUAUCGUGCAACGUUUACUAAGAAAAAUUCUGCUGAUAAAGUGAAUAACUUGGUGUCCGAAUCUGCUCCAGUUUCGGCCAUACUUUCCAUUAUUCAAGCAAGCCUCUCAAAAAUCAAGUAAUACCAACAAAAACAUUUGUCUAUCACUCAUUAACUUUUUGUUUUAAACAUUUAAAAAAGUUCGACCAGACAUUUCAGCCAGUUUACGAUGUCCACCACUGACAUCCGGCUGUUCAGUUCAGAGUUUAGAUUUACAUUAUUAGUCAUCAUCUUGUUUGUGUGAGUUCGCUGUGGGCAAUAAGAAAACUGACUCGAUGGUCGGACUGAUACGUGUUGGGCACUUAGAUCCAACGAUAAAACACCGAGUCAAAGCGCUUAAAAGUCGGUUAUUGGGUAGCAAAAGUGUACAGAUAACUUUAUCGAGCGGAUAUUUGUUAUAUAAAGCCCAACGAUUUCCAUAAAGAAGAAUUCAGCUGCAGUUUAUGAGUACUUUGUCUGCUUAUCACCGACUGCAACCCUUAAAAUAUUCACCGGGCCAACAUCUUUAAAUAAGGUGAAAGUACACACGAGCGGGAAAAAAGUGUACUAAAUGCCAACUGGGUCUGUAUUUUCCGAUUUUAAUAGUUGUUGUUUGAUAAGUGCGUAAUUACUUUUAUAACCAAAUAAAUAUCUGACUUGCCCUUACAUCCUUUUUUUGCUAGGAUCAUAAAGAACUCUAAAGAUCUCCAAGAGAUCGACCUUUUUGGCAACGAAAUUGGUCAAGUUGGUGGCCGAAUACUUCUUGAAGGCGUGUUGGGACGCAUUGACAACCGGCUGCCAAAGAUCGGUCUUCGAGUUAGCCAUCUACUUAACCAAGAUACCUACGACACAAUCUGCAAGCUUGCACCUGGUCCAAAACUCAGGAAAAAGAAGAAUUCGCGCCGCUAA
Molecule: messenger RNA, 9781 nt
Organism: Spirometra erinaceieuropaei
Lineage: Eukaryota; Metazoa; Platyhelminthes; Cestoda; Diphyllobothriidea; Diphyllobothriidae
Source: the annotation of a GenBank genome assembly